This is a messenger RNA of Neurospora tetrasperma FGSC 2508, 336 nucleotides long. RefSeq lists its product as uncharacterized. Bases 1 to 336 code for a protein of 111 amino acids. The record is from RefSeq and is a predicted model, not a curated record. The transcript has 5 exons. NCBI's taxonomy places the organism in Eukaryota, Fungi, Ascomycota, Sordariomycetes, Sordariales, Sordariaceae.
AUGGCUCAACCCGUAUGUUUUAGUGUAUCUGGUGUAUCUAGUGUACAUCUAUCGACACUAGCUAUCUGCCAUGUGCUCAUGCUUUCGGAUCCUGACUUAGCUGGGACGGGGAGGGGACUGGAGGGGAAGGAAAGAGGCAGAGCCCGUGCGGAUCAUCCAUUUGCUUACAUGGUAGAGAUUGGAAUAGCCACAGUUAGUCAAGGUCAGCAUAUGUUAGCUUCUGUUCUUCCCAACGCGAUCAACAAAGGGCCCCGUACUGCAACCAAUAAUGGUGAUAUCGACGUAGUUGAAGGAAACCACAUAGCAAGGGAUCAAUACCUCUCGGUUCUGAAGUAG